CCCCACCGCGUCCCCCUUCUCUCUCCAAGGUGCUGUAUUAUAUAUAGUUACAUAUAUAGAUACACAUACAUAUUUACAGAGUUGAGCUUUGAGGUGGUGGUAUUGGUGUUUGAUCGAUCGAAAGGGUUGAAGAUGACCAACCACAUUGUGGGUCAGUUCGGCGACACCACGCUGACCAAAGUGUUUGUCGGAGGGUUGGCCUGGGAGACUCGGCUCGACGCCAUCACCGAUCACUUCCACAAGUACGGCGAGAUCCUCGAGGCCGUCAUCAUCUCCGACAAGUCCACCGGCCGAUCCAAGGGCUACGGCUUCGUGACUUUUAAGGAUCCCGAGGCGGCUAAGAAAGCUUGCGAGGACGCCACGCCGAUCAUUAGUGGCCGCCGAGCAAACUGCAAUCUGGCUUCCCUCGGCGCCCGGCGGCCGAGGUCCGCCUCCUCACCGACGCCGCCGCCGCCUCUGCAAGGGUCCAAAGUGGGGGCAAGGCCUGCAUCACCAUCACAUGCGAGUCACGUGCAGUGGUAUCAUCAUCCAGCGCGGACCCCACCGCCUUUGCAGUUUCAACACCACCAGCCUCAGCCAGCUACUUUCUAUGGUUACCCUAUGCAACCCUACCUUGGCACGGACACAAGCCUCUACGAUCAUAAACUGGGCUACGGCUGCGGUUCGUACGUGAACGGAGGGCAUAUUUUGGGGCAAGUGUAUGCGGGUGGGCAAGCUAUAGUGAGUGCGAACCCACUGGUGCCCAUGUACCCGCUCUAUCAGCACCAUCAAUCACAGACAAUGAUGGGCAUCCCAGCAGCUCGCAUGAUCUACUCCCCACCAAUAGGCGCCCCGAUCCCUAUAGUCCAAGCCCUCGUUCCUUCAAGACACGCACCCAUUGCAACUACCCCAGGGGGAGACGAUGGCAGUGGCGUGAAGCAGUGAGAGAAGGAAGGAUGAAAGAUGGCGGAUGGCUUGAUGGCUGCUUUGCUCAGAAACCACAUGAAUUAUUAUUAUUAUUAUUAUUCACAUUUCAUCUGUUGUAAGCUGCUGCUGUUGCUGCCGCCUGACUGCCUCAGUCAUUCUAUAUUUUAUCUACCCAUCACCUUUGGUUUUCUUUUUUUUUUUUUCUUUUUUUUUUAAUUUUCUAUUCUUACAUUCUUAUUUUUAGGUUACUGUUUGUUUGUUUAGGGUUCAGAUUUAAUUCCUUCUUUCUCCCUAACCAGAAAACAAUUGACACCACUUAUUGUAACUCAUCUCAUUUUCAAACUAUUUUUAUCCCUUCUGGGUGCUCUC
Molecule: messenger RNA, 1275 nt
Organism: Diospyros lotus (date-plum)
Lineage: Eukaryota; Viridiplantae; Streptophyta; Magnoliopsida; Ericales; Ebenaceae
Product: probable RNA-binding protein ARP1
Exons: 6
Molecular function (GO): RNA binding
Source: RefSeq, a predicted model, not a curated record